This is a messenger RNA of Colletotrichum tamarilloi, 2334 nucleotides long. RefSeq lists its product as uncharacterized. NCBI's taxonomy places the organism in Eukaryota, Fungi, Ascomycota, Sordariomycetes, Glomerellales, Glomerellaceae. The coding region runs from base 1 to 2334 and encodes 777 amino acids. Gene Ontology annotation, biological process: post-transcriptional regulation of gene expression. The transcript has 4 exons. Gene Ontology annotation, cellular component: cytoplasm. The record is from RefSeq and is a predicted model, not a curated record. Gene Ontology annotation, molecular function: mRNA 3'-UTR binding.
AUGUCUACACCUCCCUCCGCGGGUCUCACACCCAAGACCCCCAAGCGAAGCUCUCCUCCGGCUUUGAAGCCUCAUCACGAAGAGGAAAACAUCCAGCCUUCCAUCGAGUCAGCUGCCUCGGGUCUCCCUGCCUUCAAGCAGAAGCAAACCAUUGCAACUCUUGCUACGUCCAAACUUGCCAAUCAGAAUGUUCUCAAGGUUGGUUCUUCCUCCCGCAAUCUGCCGCUUCGCUCACAACGGCGACAGAAGAAGACCAAUCAGGACACGAUUGCUGGCACGAACCCUAUGGAUAUGCUCCUUGCCAAGCUGUCUGAGCAGCAAGCUGCCCUCGAUCAACAGAACGAAGCUUUGAAGAACUCUGAUGAGAACAGCUUGUACUCCCGUCACUUCGACAAGGCUUCUUCGAGGACGAACUCGGUCCCUAUCACUCCUGCCACGGACUCGUUCCCCACGACUGCGCCCACGAGUCGCCCAACCAGUGCCGCUCUAAAGGAGACUAACGGCAACGUGGACGAGCUCCUUCGACUGAAGAUGGAGCUUGCCCGAGCGCAGAACAAAAUCUCUCGCCUUGAUCACGAACUGGCCCAGUCGCGCUCGGUCAAGCAAGAAGAAGACAUCGCUCCGGCUCCGCCUGCGGCUCGUUCGGGGGCAUUCGGAGCUGAGAACGCCUGGCCUACCGACGACAACUCCUCGGAUAUCGGCGCCCCUUUCAUCAACAGCUACAGUCGUCCCCGCCAUUGGAGCAACAAUAGAGCUCCUCUCUCCUUUGAUGCGGCUGCUCCUAUUUCCGACUCUGGUGGUGACUGGUAUGGUGGCGGACGUGGCGGCUUCAACCAGGGCUAUAUGGAUCCCGCUGGUCCGUACUCUAUGGCGGAUGGUUUUCGCAAUGAUCGUAUGAGCCAUGAACCCGAGAUGUACUCUCGGCCCCCUAGCAGUCGCCGAAACAACCGGUUCGACAACAGCCGCUGGCCGUCUCCUCAGCCAUACGGAGGAACCAACUUUGGACAUAACUAUGGCGGCUUCACUCCCUCUCCUGCUCCGUUCGAUCCCAUGGGUGGUCCUCCUGGUAGCGCUUCAGGCAAUAUGGGCUAUCAAGGCUUCAACCAGCAGGGUCCAGGAAGUUCAUUGUCUCCCCAUGCAACUGAGUUCACCACUGGCGAUGGAUGGAAGAGCGAGGCCAUUGCCACGGAGGGCCAGACGUACCUGCCAACUACUGAGCCUCUCAACUACCGCCGCUUGUUGGAUCGGAAUGUCAAUUGCAACUGGAAGUACAUUGUGGAUAAGAUUGUCUGCAACAAUGACCAGCAGGCCUCCAUCUUCCUGCAGCAGAAGCUCAAGGUUGGCACUCCAGACCAGAAGUACGAGAUCGUGGAGGCAAUCGUUGCCCAAGCGUAUCCUCUCAUGGUCAACCGUUUUGGCAACUUCCUUGUACAGCGUUGCUUCGAGCACGGCACUCCAGAGCAAGUUGUUAAGAUCGCGGAAGCCAUUCGCGGCAAUACUCUCAAUCUGUCCAUGGAUCCCUUUGGUUGCCAUGUCGUUCAGAAGGCGUUCGACUCCGUCCCCGAGGACUACAAGGCUAUCAUGGUCCACGAACUUCUUCGCAGAAUUCCCGAGACCGUUAUUCAUCGUUACGCCUGUCAUGUCUGGCAGAAGCUCUUUGAGCUUCGAUGGUCCGAGUCCCCGCCCCAGAUCAUGAAGUUCGUCAAUGAGGCUUUGCGAGGCAUGUGGCACGAAGUCGCUUUGGGCGAAACUGGCAGUCUGGUUGUCCAGAACAUCUUCGAGAAUUGUCUCGAGGAAGAUAAGCGUCCCUGUAUUGAGGAAGUCCUUGCCAACAUUGACAUUGUGGCUCACGGACAGUUCGGAAACUGGUGCAUCCAGCACAUCUGUGAGCAUGGCGCUCCAGCGGACAGAAGCCGUGCUAUCGAUCAUGUCAUUCGCUACGCUGCCGAAUACAGCACUGAUCAGUACGCCUCCAAGGUUGUCGAGAAGUGCCUGAAGAUUGGAGGGGGAGAGUUCCUCAGCCGCUAUCUUGAUCGGGUCUGUGAGGGUCGCGUUGAUCGCCCUCGCAUCCCCCUCGUUGACAUUGCAAGCGACCAGUACGGCAAUUAUCUCAUUCAGUACAUCCUCACUCAUGCGGGUCUGCAGCACCGUGAGGUUGUCGCCGCCCACAUCCGCAAGCACAUGGUCUCUCUUCGAGGCUCCAAGUUUGGAUCUCGCGUGGGCAUGCUUUGCACCAACCCCGCUGUUGCUACUCGUCCCGGCCCCGGAGUUGGUCCUGCCAUGAACCGUAUGGGUGCUGGUCCUCGUUACAGUGGCGGCGGCGGCUACCGCUAG